UGCUUGAAAGGAAAUACGUUUUCUGUUUGUUUUAAUUAUCACAUAACAAGAGAAAAAGAAAGGUGAUAAACUAUAUGAUAAAGAGAAAUAUAUAUAUAUAUAUAUAUAUGUAAACAUAAUCAGGAUAUUCUAUUCAUUCAAUAUAAUUUUAUACAAGUGUUUAAUUAUUAGAUAUUCCUAAAAACAAUAUACAUAUGUUUAACUAAUAAUCAGCUGUUCUCUGUUUAUCGAAAUCAUAUACACAUGAGAAUUGAACACAUUGCCAUGAUCAACUACAUUUACCUUCCAUACAUUUCAUUUCUUUGACAUUCUAUCAGAACUUUUUUUUUGUUUUCGCUUAAUACGGAAAGAAAACUCUUGAUAUGGACAAAUUAAAAUAAAAACAAGAAUCAAUCAAUUCUUGGAUUUAUCUUAUUGAAUUCAUUGGAGUAAUAACAUAUAUUACUAAGUAAAGUAUUUCUGGAAGAUAACAAAAUGACAACGUUCCAAUUAUAUACAUUAUUAUUUGUUUUAUUCUAUUGUAAUGCACCAUUCAUUGGACAAAAUUAUUAUUUCAUUACACAAGUAAUUGCUAUCACUGAUAUGAAAUCAAAGUGUACAGAUAAAUCAUUUAAUUUACACACAUCAAAUGUACAAUCAGAUAAUACUGUUAAUGAUGAUCCUAGUUAUAAUAAUAAUAAUAAUAACAUACAAACAAUGUCAAAAUCAUCAUUUAAAAAUAAAUCACAUUCACCAUUGUCAACAUCAACAAAUUUCUUAUAUAACAUAUCGAAUCCCGUUGAACGUAAUUUUAAAUUAACCAAUCAAGUUGGUGGAUUAGGUUUAGUAUCAUCAGUACAAAAUCGUAUUAGUCUUGAUACAUUAUCGCAUACAACAAAUUCUCCAUUGAAUAUAAUAAAGCAUAAUUCACCAGUUUUAAGUAAUUCAUUAAUCUCUUCAAUAGAUGAUAUGAAACGAUAUAAAAAUAAUCAACCAAUAACUGAUUGGCCAACAUCAUUAGCAUCAGAAGAAUAUAGUAAAAUUAAUAUGCGUAUUAUGGGUCAACCAAUUGAUCCAAGUGUUGUUAAUCAUUUACAUCCAGAUGUAUCACCACAUAAAAUAAAAAAAUUACGUAAAAUUUUAUCUGGUAGUUUAGAUAAAGAAUGGACAUCUGAAACACCACCAAGAGUAUUAAGACAACGUGGAAUAUCUGGUUCAUUUAAUACAAAUAAUCAAGAAAGUUAUACAUCACUUGAUGCUAAAUUAUUAAAAGAGAUUAGAGAAUUGAAUUUUACAUUUCGUAAUUCAUAUGGUGUAUAUUUUACUUUAACUGAUGAACAAAUUCAACCAUAUCGUUAUUGGUUAAUUGAACGUGCUACAUGUGAAAUGGAUUUUAUAUGGGAAGAUUUAGGACCAUUAUUUUGGCCACGUUGGAUACGUAGAGGUGUAUGUUUAAAUCGUCCUGGACAUUCAUGUUCAUGGCCAUCUGGUAUGAAAUGUCGACCAUCUGGUUCACGUGCAUUACAAUUAUUACAUUGGAAAUGUGAAGAUGCUGCACAAGUACAAACUAGAGAACAUGCUGCUGAUCAACGUAUACGUCGUCGUGUAUCAAUGAAUACAUUUCAUUCAGGUUUUUAUGAAAUGGAACCUGUUACAGAUAUUAUUAAAUCGAAACAUAAACGUGAUACUUAUGCACGUUUAAGUUUGAAAGAUAAUUCAUUACAACAUAUUAAUUCAUAUCGUAAAUUACAAGCACGUAAUCUAGGUAAUUCACAUUAUGAUACUAAAACAUCAUGGACAAAUAUAAAAUCAUCUGAACCAUCAACAUUAUCAUCAUCAUCUUCAUCAUCAAUAUCAUCUUCAUCAUCCUCUUUACACUUAGAUACAAAUUCAAAAGAUGAAAAACGUCGACGUCGUGCUAGACGUCUAAUUAAACGUCUCAGUGUAACAGCUAAUGGAUAUCAUUGUUAUUGGCAAGUACAAAAAUAUUUAAUUAGUGAUCGUUGUUCAUGUUCAUGUUCAUAA
Molecule: messenger RNA, 2004 nt
Organism: Schistosoma haematobium
Lineage: Eukaryota; Metazoa; Platyhelminthes; Trematoda; Strigeidida; Schistosomatidae
Exons: 1
Coding region: 475-2004 (509 amino acids)
Biological process (GO): negative regulation of cell differentiation; osteoblast differentiation; dorsal/ventral pattern formation
Source: RefSeq, a predicted model, not a curated record